AUGAGGGACAGGGACAGGGAGAAGGUCAGGGACAGGGACAGAGACAGAGACAGAGAAAGGGACAGAGAAAGGGACAGGGACAGGGACAGAGAAAGAGUCAACAGGCUUCCAAGCACCAGUCAUGGAAGGUCGGCUGAGCGGGACAGCGGAAGGGAAAGACCACCCAGGGAGGAUGACGGCCACAAACACCUGGAAGCUGCUCGCAAAAGGAGCCGAAGCAAGGACGCGCAAGCAGAGGGAGAGCAUGUUGAGGAUGACCGUGCCAAGCGCCAAAAGCCAGCAGAAAAUGGGGUGAGCUUGCCAGAAGAGGUGGGCCUCGAUGCGGGCAUUUCCUCAGAGGAAAUGCAGAUGAUGGCAGCCAUGGGCAUCCCAUUUGGAUUUGAGUCGACGCAGGGAAAGCAUGUUGAGGAUGAUGCAGUCAACGCUGGUGCCGUCAAAGCAAAGCAAACUCGUAAAGCACGGCAGUACAUGAAUCGCAAAGGCGGUUUCAACAGGCCGCUGCCCGCCGAGAGGACUGGAGAGGUGGUCCCCAGGGAUUAG
Molecule: messenger RNA, 540 nt
Organism: Coccomyxa subellipsoidea C-169
Lineage: Eukaryota; Viridiplantae; Chlorophyta; Trebouxiophyceae; Coccomyxaceae
Product: DUF1777-domain-containing protein
Exons: 3
Coding region: 1-540 (179 amino acids)
Biological process (GO): RNA splicing
Cellular component (GO): precatalytic spliceosome
Source: RefSeq, a predicted model, not a curated record